CUGUAAUAAGUAAAUCGGUGAAAAUAAAUUGGUGGUAGUAACCUCUGCUAGCACGAACUCCGGCCUUCCGGAGGUAGAAAAGUAUUAAAAAAUUGCCAAAGUGUCUCCAAUAAAGUUAUCUGCGAUGGACAGCAACUCGGUGUCGCCUAUGCCCGAACUUGCGCCGAUUGCGGAGUUCGACAAGUCACCACCGUCACCGCCAAACGAAGAAGUGCCAAUGGACGACCUGCCACCUCCUCCCGCUACCAUUUCACAGCCGGAGGGUAACCACAUUAACAAACAACGGAGCCGUUCGUACGACUCAGAUGACGAAGAGAGGGGGGCGUGUGAGUGGUGCGAGUACGCCCUGGUGAUCACUCUAGCAACCAUCCUGCUGAUAGGAGUGUCCGCGCUGACGGUCUUCUGGGUGGUGUAUUACCGAGAGAGCUAUGGCUGGGCUGACGAUAUACCAGAGAAACAAUUCAACCUGCACCCGACUCUCAUGGUCGCUGGCUUCAUCACUUUCAGCGGCUUUUCGGUGUUGCUGUUCCGCAUAUGCCGAUGCUUCAGGAGGAUCUAUGUGAAGUUGCUUCACGCGAUAUUCCACGCCCUAGCGUUCCCUUGUAUCGUGAUAGGCUUUCUGGCAGUCCUCGACUUCCACAAUAAGAAAGGCAUCAACAAUUUCUACUCGCUGCACAGCUGGAUUGGAUUUGUUGCUAUGGGAUUGUUCGGAUUACAGUACGCAGUGGGAUUCUUCAGCUUCCUUCUGCUACUGAUAUGCAGCAAGGGCACGGCGUCGUUCCGCGCGUCGUUGGUGCCCAUUCACGCCGCGUUCGGCGUGCUCACCUUCAUACUUGGCGUUUGCGCGUGUCUCACCGGUCUUACCGAGAAGGCUCUUUUCACUCUUGGGAGCGAGACGUACUCCACGCUGCCGCCAGAGGGCAUUGUUAUCAACGCGAUCGGCAUUUCCGUGGUCGCCGUCGCCAUACUCGUGCUGUACACCGUGCGCGGCACCGGCGGCUACCGCCUGCGCAAAGUCGCCCAACACCCCAGCUAAAUACACCCACUCAACAUACGACUACCCGAUAUCUUCGACUUCUCGUAUAACUGUAUUAUAAUUUAACAGUAUUCCCAUAAGUUAUUAUCUUUCAGUAUUUACCGACCACUUGUGUUCCAUUGAUUUCGGGAUUUGAUGCUUGUUCAUGGUCAAUAAAUUGUGUUAAGCGUUCGCGAAUCGGAAUGAUUUAUGGCUAUUCAAUAUUGUAAUAGAGGAAUUAUGUAAAUAUUUGUUUGGUCGCUUUUCACCGACGACACGAAAUACAUAAUCGAUGGUGAAUAAUCAAUUAUUAGAAAAAUAUAAUUUUAAAUUAUUAAGGUCAAUGUGUUGACUUUAGGUUAAACAAAUUUUUAUCUCAAUGAAAUUAUCUUGCGGUUGUGCGUUGUUCUAUUUAAAAGAGUAUAUACCUCUAUCAUUGUGUAUUAAUUCCAAUUUUAUUUUAUUAUGGACUUUUUAAUUAAUGUAUAAAGCACGUUUUAAAGGCUCGUUAUCGUUAGCAAAACUAAUGACAACAUAAUGUAAUCUGGAGCGCUAUAAGUUCUGUAUUCAUAGAGGUCCCAAUUAUAGCUUCAUUAACAAUAAUAUAAGUAUAAAUUCUUUAAGUAGGUGUAGGUAUUUGCUGGCCGAAUAGGAUUAAAGGGCUGAAUCAACCAAAAAGCAGGCAGAUCUCUGAAGUGAACAAAUAUAGGAAACUACAAUGAUUUCAAUCCCGAGCAAUUUAACAUUAACAAGCAAUUUAGUGGCCAUAUAUUAUUUAGGUACAGAGCUCGGUACCGUUAUUUAUAGGUAACGAAUAAGACGCAUAGAAGUAAUAUAAUUUGUAUAUAAUUUUACCCUAAUGGAUGUAAUGUGCGAGUGUUUGAUAGAUGUAGUUUGUGACGGAUUUGUAGCGUAAAUAUUUAUUGAUCGAUUAAUAAUGAGUAGUAGGACAUUACAAUAUAACUAGUACCGUAUACAUAUUGCAACUAACCAUAUAAAAUCUAUACGAAUAUUUCUGAAAGUUUUUAAAAUUUUUAACGUAUUGCAUGAUUUCAUAAAACUGCUAUAAAAUUAAAGUUUUAUACGAUAUUUGGAUGUAGUUCUACAAUAUUCUCUAAAAGUAAACGUAUAAGUAAAGUGUUCAGGUUGCCAAAUUCGAUGUAUCGUCUGGUAAUACAUAUUUAAUCAUUAAUUAUAAUACGUGUAGAUAUUUAAAUAUAAUUAUAGGAUAAUGCUCAAUGUAUUUAUACGCGGAGUAAACAUUAUUCCUUUGUGUAGACGAUUGAGAGAUUUUUCUAUUAUUUGGAACAUUGUUUGUAUUCAAAUUUUUCUAUAUUGCAUUCCAUUUGUGAGUUCGACACUCAAAAUAUCGUUUAAUGAAAAUAUACAAUCCACACGAAGACUGUAAUCUUAAGUAGAACGUGUAUUAUUAAAUGUUAUGAGUUUUGCUCGAAUGCAGAAUGUUUACAUUUUUUAAAAUAUUUACAAACAAAUAUUUGGAUCCCUUUGUAACAUCGGGGCCAACUUUUGAGACAUUUAGACAUACCUAUUUUGGUUAUUAUUCCAAUUUAACUCUUUGCAAUAAAACCAAACAUGAAAGUACCUGCUUGUUACGUUGAUAAAUAUACAAUAUAAAUAGUUUCGAUAAAUAUUAGCUAAUUAUAAUAGAUUCUUAUGUGAAAUCAACAGUUAUUUGAAAAAUUCUUGAACGUUGCGUGAAAUUUCCACAACUUGGAGUAUAUAAUUUCGUAACAUUUGUUAUGUUGAUUACAGUUGUAUUGGUUAUUAUGAAUUUUAUCACUGUUUUACAA
This is a messenger RNA of Zerene cesonia (dogface butterfly), 2826 nucleotides long. RefSeq names its product cytochrome b reductase 1 (gene nemy). The record is from RefSeq and is a predicted model, not a curated record. Gene Ontology annotation, molecular function: oxidoreductase activity. The coding region runs from base 125 to 1036 and encodes 303 amino acids. Lineage: Eukaryota; Metazoa; Arthropoda; Insecta; Lepidoptera; Pieridae. The transcript is spliced from 5 exons.